AUGUACGAGGGAUAUCUCUCACAACUAGGCCUUCACGAUGACUUCAUAUAUAGAAUCAUCAUCGACGACUUCAACGAUCAACAGCUGCGGCGGUCAGCUGUUAUCAUGACCUUCCUGGAUUGCCUCGGCCGUCAGUAUCACCGUCAGCCUCGCCGUAGGGACGAUCCACUCACCCGGCGGCCCUACGCUGAUAUCCUCGCUGACUCUCGGGCUCACACCUCGUGGCUAUUGGCUGCCCCGGAUAACAACACUCAGGCGGGUGAUAGCCGGCAUCAGUCACUUGAGCUGAAGCUGAUGAUCUUCUUGUGGAUAAUGGCCUACGGCGAGCCUCAAAGGAAUACAGCCUAUCGGUUUAAAGUCAGUCAGAGUACCGUGUCAGACAUAUUCUCUUACCUGAUCGACUUUAUGCGUUAUUUACACACAAAAUUCGUUCGCAUGCCGGAUCACAGAUACGUCAGUCCACGGAUCGAGCUAAACACCAAAUUUUGUCAGUUUAACGGCGCGAUCGGGGCGGUAGAUGGCACACACAUACCUGCGUUUAUCCCUCUUGCUCAUCAGCAGAGAUUCUGGUCAAGAAAGUCGACAAUUUCCCAGAAUAUCUUUGCUGCAGUCGACUUCGAGGGACGAUUUCUAUACGUGCUUGCAGGCGCCAAGGGAUCUAUUAAUGAUGCAACACUAAUAGGAUAUGCUCAUAACGGCAGCUUCAAAGUCCCGCCGGGGAGAUUCUUCCUCGCUAAUGCCGGCUUUGGGUCAAGAAGAGGAAUCCUGAUUCCCUUCACACGAGUCCGAUAUCAUCUCCAAGAUUGGGGCGAUGCCGCGAAAAGGCCUGUGAACGAGAUAGAAUUGUAUAACCUCCGCCAUGCCCAGCUUCGAACGAUCGUAGAGCAGGCUUUCGGUCGGUGCAAGAGGAAGUGGAAGAUAAUAAGAAACAGCGCACCUGAAUAUUCCUUCAGCAAUCAGAUCAAGAUAAUAUAUGCUGUGACCGGUCUGUAUAACUUCCUCGCUUUCGAAGGGAAGGAGCCGGAGCUUGGGCACGAGGAAGAAGGUCUUCCUUCGUGGGAAAUCCGUGCUCUCCGGAGAGCUCGCCGCCGUGCAGAUAUGGUUGUAACGGGAAGAUCUGGAAUAGAUAUGAGAAGUCUGAUUGCAAAUUGGCUUUGGUCUACUUAUCAGGCGUAUUUAGAGCUUCAAAAUGACUCCGAAAGUGAGGAAAUCGAUGAAGAAGGGAGCGUUGUGGAGGAGGUUGAAGAUGGUGAUGAGAUUGAGGUUAUCGCUGAAGAGGCUGAUCAGAGAGAAGCUAUUUCGAGCUCGCAAGAGCUAGAUUGA
Fusarium fujikuroi IMI 58289 is the source of this 1323-nucleotide messenger RNA. RefSeq lists its product as uncharacterized. The record is from RefSeq and is a predicted model, not a curated record. The coding region runs from base 1 to 1323 and encodes 440 amino acids. The transcript is spliced from 2 exons. NCBI's taxonomy places the organism in Eukaryota, Fungi, Ascomycota, Sordariomycetes, Hypocreales, Nectriaceae.